Messenger RNA from Engraulis encrasicolus (European anchovy), 3303 nucleotides. RefSeq names its product 3-hydroxyacyl-CoA dehydratase 4 (gene hacd4). Gene Ontology annotation, cellular component: endoplasmic reticulum membrane. Bases 338 to 997 code for a protein of 219 amino acids. The transcript is spliced from 7 exons. Gene Ontology annotation, molecular function: 3-hydroxyacyl-CoA dehydratase activity. Gene Ontology annotation, biological process: fatty acid elongation; sphingolipid biosynthetic process; very long-chain fatty acid biosynthetic process. NCBI's taxonomy places the organism in Eukaryota, Metazoa, Chordata, Actinopteri, Clupeiformes, Engraulidae. The record is from RefSeq and is a predicted model, not a curated record.
ACAGAUGUGUAGCAUUCAACCACACGGGAAUUUCAGCACGAGAGUGAAAGUCGAGUCAAAGUGACAGACUGCCCAUUGCCUGGUCAUUUCCUCGGGGUUGCUAGCGCGCGUGGAAUGGGGAAGCCUCCCCUCGCGCCUUGAACCAGCCAACUCUGCAAACUACAGAAACAUCUGCUCACGUCGCGAGCCCAGCCUCCCUGACGUAGGAGGGAAAUACUGCAGGAUCAGACCCAAAAAGAACUUCCUCAAAAUACCUCAUAUUGUUCUCCGCUGGAUAGACUUUCCCGAAAACAACUGGAUUUCUCAUUUUAUAGCUGUGAAGUCCCCGCUUGCAGCCAUGAGAUGCAGCAUAAAGCUGGCGUAUCUCCUGCUCUACAACCUGCUGCAGUUCUCUGGUACCACCUGGAUAUUCACCAACAUGACGGCCAGGCUAUUCUUCUUUGGCAGAGGAGCCCAGGUGGACAUCUUCUACUCCGUUGGCCUGGUGAUGAGUGUGUGUCAGCUGUUGUCCCUGUUGGAGCUGUUCCACAUCGCAGACGACAUCGAGAAGGGACGACUACUGCCACGCUUUAUACAGGUGAUGGAGAGGAAUCUGUUGCUGUUCGUGGUGUUUGUGGGUCAAGAAGACUUCCAGAGUCAAUGCAUCGUGUGUGUUCAGCUCUACUUGUGGAACAUACUACAGCUGCUCAGGUAUCCUCAUGGUCUACUGUGUCUGGUCAGCUCCCCCACCAGCGCCACACACUGGGGCAGAUACACACUCAUCAUACCCGUCUACAUAGCCUCCGUCCUCGCAGAAGGGGUCAGUAUUUGGCAGGCGCUGCCCUACUUUGACAGAGGGAUGCAUUCGAUACAUCUCCACACUACUGUCAACGUGCGCUACCUGCUCCUGGCCUACCUACCUAUACUGGCCAUAGCCUCCAGUGUGACGGUGAGCUUCAUGCUGAAGGAGAGGAAACAGCAGCUGGACAUCUGGAACAAAAAGCUAAAGAGGAAGUGACAUCACAACCACCCUUCCUAUCUGGGCCACCUCUGGAACCAGAGUGGAGAAUGGCAGCAACAGGGGCGGUGGCCACUGUGGAAACCAUUGCGGUCACAGUGGAAACUAUUGUUAUUGGGCCACUCACUGUACCUGAGAAGCACGCUGGCCAGACAAACGAACAAUUAUAUUCCUGCAACAGGAAUUACUUUUGUUUCGUUUUUAUUUGGACUUGCCUGUGUUUUAGGAGAAAGAGUGUGAGAGGGAAAUGAGAUGGAUGGACUGAUAUUGAGAUCAAGUAUAUGGAUAUUUUUGUAAACAGCAUCAGGACCUUGUGUUUACAUGUAAACAGAGUUUUAGCUCCCUAAAACAGACAUUUGUUAAAUGGAGAUUUUAAAAAGGUACCUGUCACAAUAGUGUUUUUUCUACACUUAUCAUGCAAAUGGGAUGAAAAUAUGUACAGAAUAAAACAAAAAUCAAACAAAAAAACUGCUAAAAUGGAUGAAACCUGUCAACAGUGUAACUAAGGCCUGAGUCAUGAAGCUAAGUGGCUAAUCUGGAGCCAAUUGUACAUCCAUCAUUCAUGUGAAAACAUCUCAUAAUUUGAUUGUAAUGUAAUGGCAAUGAUCACACGCUUUUAUCAAAAUCCUUCAAUUCUCUCUGCUUAGCACAUUUAGACAUUUAGAUUUUAGCCCGAAAGCUUGGUGAGCCUCAUAUUUCGCUAGUAGUUUUCAGGCCGACAAGAACAAGUGGACAAGUUACAUUUGGAACUUAAGUGCUUACCUGCGAACGUCCCGUGUUCAUACUGGGCUCAGAACUUUUGUGAAUGUGACCAUAGUCUAUUUUCCACAUACCGUGCCGGUAGGCUAUGUGCCAUGUCGUGUCGAGCUGAGUGUUGCUGUUAAACUAGCCUGAUUUGUGUUUCCAUUACAAACCGUAUUACCCUGAGUAUGUUAGGAGUAACGUUUUUGGGUUGUCACGUAGCAUUACUUUACGGGACGACAGAUCUAUCUAUUGGUUCUAGGCUAUACAUAGUUUAAGUGAUAUCAUAUUUGGAUAAUACAAUGUUGAUUUUCUGCCUUCGAUUUUAAUAUCCAUGUAAUGAAGUGUCAAAAUAAAGAGACGUCUAAGUUAGUUGAUCGAGUGCCUGCCAUGAUUGUUGUUUGAUUCACUGGUGAAGGCGAGCUGACGCACUGAAUUCUGGGAAGUAGGCAGCGACAGCACCCACUCCGGUCAAAAGUACGAGGGCUGGUUUUCAAGCUGCGCCGUGCUGUACUUGCUAUUCGAAGCGUAAUAGACUGCGGCCGAAACGUACCGUGUUGAGCUGUACCGGGUGGAAUAAGGCAGCGGAAAAGGGCCUUGGGUGCUUCCCAAUAUGUGUCCUUGCCUCCUCCACUUGUGCUUGUCUCCUCGUCCCGCCUCCUGGCCCCUCCUCCGUGGAGAAAACGAUAAAGUUUCCCAGCUGUCAGCCUCGCCACAACAACUUUUGAGGGACUGUUUUUCAUUCACCAUCCCAAUUGCAAAUGAGAAAAAGACUUUACAAUUGAGCUUUUGCAAGAUAUUGAAAUAUAAUGCUGUUGUCAGUGAUGUCAUCAUGACGAGAAGCAAGUGGAGGAGGCAAGUGGAGGAGGCAAGGUCACAUAUUGGGAUGCACCCCUUAUGUUACUCGGAUGAACCUGCUCACGUCCAUGUUGUCAUCACGGUUUGCGGAGAAAGUUGGUUUGGUUCCCAAACGCUACGUGUGGCGUGAACACUCCAGCAGGUUCAAGAUUAGGUGCGGGAAUGAGAACGAACACAGGCAUGGUUUUUGUCAGCCUGAACGUGCCUUAUGUGGAGAUUGGGCAGUACUGCGCCCCCAUGCAUGGGCUGAGAGGGGGCAUCUACCAAUCAACAAGGAGAAAAGACGAGUAGUUAUAAUGCAGUAUUGAGAAAAUGACGAUGAGGAAGUGCCUUGCUAACAAGCUAAUGCUAACCAAUCAUAUCCUGACACUCUUAGUUCAAACAAUGUUCAUAUUCUUUUUCAUCAGCGAUUUCACCGCCUGAUAGCAGCAAUACGCCGGCGUUUCAUUCAGUACAAUAUCUAAUAUGAGCACAGAACUAUUUACAGAUACCUUUGACCUAUAUGAACUGUAGACUGCAGUGGGAGUGGAUAAAUGUACCCAAUUCAAUUCUGUGAACAUUUGCAUAUUUUUCUUUCUGUUUUAUUUUUUUCACUGUUGGCCAAAUAUGGAUGCGUUUUAUGUGUUUAAGAGGUUUUAUGCAAAAUACUUGCAAUUUGUAAAACUCCUGAAUAAAAAUGUACUUGCCCAACCUGUGUGGGGCACUAC